This is a messenger RNA of Talaromyces marneffei, 1626 nucleotides long. RefSeq lists its product as uncharacterized. The coding region runs from base 1 to 1626 and encodes 541 amino acids. The transcript has a single exon. Lineage: Eukaryota; Fungi; Ascomycota; Eurotiomycetes; Eurotiales; Trichocomaceae. The record is from RefSeq and is a predicted model, not a curated record. Gene Ontology annotation, molecular function: 2-oxoglutarate-dependent dioxygenase activity.
AUGGAGAAUCUCACGACCGACAUACUGUCUACUAUUGACAAUCCUCAGCCUGAUGAUCCUAUCUUAGAAUGUUUUGAGCUCGACAGGGAGAAGCUUCAAUCUUCUCUUCGAGAUGACCCAGAAAGUGCUCUGGCCCUGGCAGACACGAAAUUACAUGUUUUCCCAUUCAAGGAUGUCAAAUUGUCCUGGCGUCGUCUUUACACAGAUGCAAGUAUCGUUCUGGCAGUGCAUUUGAUUAAGAAGAAUAUCCUUUCUGAACAUCAGAAUGGCCGUCAUGAUGAUAGCUCAUCUUGGCUUGCAUCUGUGAUCCGCUACCUAGACAUGGCACUCAUCAUGGCUGGUGCACCCUGGCGAGAGGAGAUGAUUGACUCGUUAUUCUCAGCCUUAAAGGACUGGCGACAAACAAAUCAGAAAGCAUCAAAACAGUCGCCAACAUCUAUUGAAGAAGACGAGGACGAACCCGCUACAAAGAGACGAAAAUUGACUGUUCCCUUAUUCCCACCAGGGUCAGCUCCAUUACCUGAACUGACAAAACCGAUUCCUCGCAUCUCAGCACCUUCUUUCUACGCGAUGGAAAACCACAUACAAGAGGUGCGUACACCACUUGUCAUUACUGAUGCGGUCAGUCAUUGGCCGGCGCUAAGUGAAAGGCCCUGGUCAUCCAAGGACUACUGGUAUGAGCAGAUGCUGGAAGGAAAGCGACUUGUUCCAGUUGAGGUGGGACGUUCUUAUACUGAUGAGGGGUGGGGACAGCGAAUUAUGCCUUUCUCUGAGUUUGUCAAUACUUUUCUUUGGAGACUCAACGAUGGGACGAAGACAGCAACGAGCGAUGCAAAUGCAACUCAAGAGGAUGAAGAUCAGACUGGGUACAUGGCACAACAUGAUCUACUGACACAAAUCCCAGCUUUGCGAAAGGAUAUCAGUGUGCCAGACUUUUGCUAUAUUGAUCCUCCAGCGGCCGAACCUGGGACGCCUGUAUACCUGAAGAAGAUGCAUGAAAGGGAGGCAGAGAUUGCCAAAAAUAAGGCCGAUACUGAAAUGGAUGAUUGCUCUGAAGAGAAGACAGUUCCAGAGGGGAAGGCAUCACAGGGUUUCUUGUCGAAACAAAACCAUGCAGGUAAUUCGUCGAAUGACGAAGCAGAGAUAGGCGUUGCCUCCGACCCAAUCAUCAAUACCUGGAUUGGCCCAUCAUGGACGAUAUCUCCGUUACAUCACGAUCCCUACCAUAACAUUCUCGUGCAAGUUGUUGGUGCCAAAUACAUCCGAUUAUACUCGCCACAUACUCCAGCGUCACAGAUAUACCCACGGGGAAUGGAGAUGGUCAAUUCUAAAGAUGAUACACCCAAACCACCAGGCCAGCAAGACAAGAUUGAUACAGAUCCAAAUCCAACUACAGAAAAGAGCCAGCUCAUCGACAUGUCGAAUACAUCUCAGAUUGAUCUGGCGGCUAUUGAACUGUCGCCCGCUGAAUCCGAGCUUUGGGAGUCUACAUGGCCUGGCUUUGCAGAGGCAGAUUAUGUCGAGACGGUUUUGAAGGAAGGUGAAUGUUUGUACAUUCCUGUUGGCUGGUGGCACUAUGUCCGUGGGCUUAGAGCAGGUAUCAGCGUCAGUUUUUGGUGGGGUUAG